AUGCUGCCACAACAAUGGGUGCCGGAACAGAGAGUCCGUGAAAGUAAGGCAAAUCAACGCAGGAGCCUAGCGAAAAGACUAGCCUUCAUUAGGUUGGGAAAAAAUGUUUUGAACCCUAGCGAUGCCGGCCACAUCAACGUGGUGUCAGGGUCCAGUACCCCGUAUCAUCGGGGGAAGCCAAGAGCUAGCAGCGUUCCUCUCAUGGGGAACACUGCUGUGCUCCGGCUACGGCAUCAUACAGCACAGGGAUCAGCAGCGUCUUGCUGGGACACCGUUUUUCAUUUGUCGGUCCCUGGGCACGUGGCUAGCGUGCCAUCAGCAGUAUCAUCCGCACUAAGAUGCUGCUGUCCGGUGAUGAUGUUUCGAAUGAUGUAUUUUUAG
Molecule: messenger RNA, 381 nt
Organism: Trypanosoma brucei brucei TREU927
Lineage: Eukaryota; Euglenozoa; Kinetoplastea; Trypanosomatida; Trypanosomatidae
Exons: 1
Coding region: 1-381 (126 amino acids)
Source: RefSeq, a predicted model, not a curated record